Phyllotreta striolata is the source of this 1898-nucleotide messenger RNA. The record is from the annotation of a GenBank genome assembly. Lineage: Eukaryota; Metazoa; Arthropoda; Insecta; Coleoptera; Chrysomelidae.
AUGGCCUCCGGAUGGUUCGAAAAAAUCAAAGUGGAAAGUCGCCUAGCAAAAAAUCACGAAAAAGUGACCCUGAUGCUUCCCACAGUAAUGUGAUGUUCACCACAUACACGAACACAUCUGUUCACAAACGAAACUUGUGCAUCGUAUCCUUUCCCAUCAUAUUUUUAUUCAACAUUUUGCGCUCGAUCCUCUACCAAAUUUUCGUUAUUUUACGCUUUGUUUACUUCAGUUCAUCCACUUAUUUCGUGCGUCAUCGUAUAACUGAUAGCGAGAAUGUCGAAAGAAACAGUUCUGUAGUAAUCGAAGAAGUAACGGAAAUGUCGCAGACCAGGACCACAGCCCCAGGUCCCGGGGAUCCAUUACUAGCCAAACAAAAACACCACCAUCGCAGGGCAUUCGAGUACAUUUCAAAAGCACUAAAAAUCGACGAAGAAAAUGAAGGUCAGAAAGAAUUGGCUAUUGAUUUGUACCGUAAAGGCAUAACGGAACUGGAAUUGGGAAUUGCCGUGCAAUGCUGGGGUGGUAAAGGAGAAGUGUGGGAAAGGGCGCAGAGAUUGCACGAAAAAAUGAAGACUAAUUUGGCUAUGGCUAAAGAUAGAUUGCAAUUUUUAGAAAGCAUGGAUAGUGCACUUAAUUCAGAAGUAAAUGAACCGAGAGAAUCUCCCAAACUUUCGUACACUACCAAUAUUCCCACACCUAAAACUUAUGCUCCAGCAUCUGGAAAGAAGUUAACGGUGGCAAGCAAACGCCCCACCAAUUCUCCUCUAUCGAAGAGCCUCACGUUACCCCGAUCGAUGGGCUCCCGUAACGCCCCCGUGCAACCGGUUCGACCAUUCAACAAAAUCUCCUCCACCCCACCGGCCAUCAAAAAGCAAUUAUCUAUACCGGGAAACUCGGGCUCCCCCGCCCGCAAGUCGGCCAACCUCAACAGCAACAACAACAACAGCGGAGCGAGCUCGAGCAAACCGGGCCAACGGGCCCGCUCGAUGUCCCUGCGGGGCGUCGAUCCCAAACUGGCCAACGCGGUCCUGGAUGAGAUAGUGGAAGGCGGGCAAUCGGUGCAGUGGGAAGACAUCGUGGGACAGGACGCCGCCAAGCAGGCUCUGCAGGAGAUGGUGAUCUUGCCUUCGUUGCGCCCCGAACUGUUCACCGGUUUGAGGACCCCGGCCAGGGGUUUGUUGUUGUUUGGUCCGCCGGGUAACGGGAAGACUCUACUCGCUAGAGCUGUCGCCACCGAAUGUCAGGCGACAUUUUUUUCGAUAAGCGCUGCUAGUUUGACUUCUAAAUACGUGGGAGACGGCGAGAAAAUGGUGCGGGCGUUGUUCGCCAUUGCCAGGGAGCUGCAGCCUUCUAUUAUAUUUAUCGAUGAGGUGGAUUCGUUGUUGUCGGAGAGAUCGAAUAACGAACACGAGGCCAGUCGUAGAUUGAAAACGGAGUUUCUGGUCGAAUUCGACGGGUUGCCGAGCAAUCCGGAAAGCGAAAAAGUAUUAGUAAUGGCGGCUACGAAUAGACCUCAGGAAUUGGACGAGGCGGCUUUGAGACGAUUCCCUAAAAGGGUGUACGUGAGUUUACCGAAUUUAGAAACUAGAGCGAAGUUGUUGAAGAAAUUGUUGGAGAAACAGGGUUGUACUUUGACGCAACAGGAAUUGAAACGAUUGUCUACGUUAACCGAUGGUUAUUCCGGUAGCGAUUUAACAGCUUUAGCUAAGGAUGCCGCUUUGGGCCCCAUAAGAGAGUUACAACCGGAACAAGUGAAGCAAAUGGACCCAAGCGCGGUGCGUGGGAUUACUAUUAACGAUUUCUUGGAUUCGUUGAAGCGCAUCAGACGUAGCGUGUCACCUCAGAGCCUUGUAGCUUACGAAAAGUGGUCUUUACAGUACGGUGAUGUUUCCCUGUAA